Ambispora leptoticha is the source of this 753-nucleotide messenger RNA. NCBI's taxonomy places the organism in Eukaryota, Fungi, Glomeromycota, Glomeromycetes, Archaeosporales, Ambisporaceae. The record is from the annotation of a GenBank genome assembly.
AUGAAUCACGAAAAUUAUGCUGACGAAGAUGACGGUGAUAUUCGUAUCAGCCUGAAUGUUGGGGGUGUGAAGUACGAGACCUGUGCUUCAACAUUAUUGAAAUAUCCCGACAGUUAUCUCAUGAAGUUCCUCGAAGAAAAAGAUCCCGAUGAUAAUGACGAAUAUUUUAUUGAUCGGGAUGGUAAUUUGUUUUGGCAUGUCCUGGAAUUCUAUCGGAAUGGAACAAUUGUUUUCCAGGAUCUUGACAAAAUGUGUGUCAAUUGUGGUAGAAUUGCUACUCGUGAACUUUUGAAAGAGGAAUUCGAUUUUUAUGAGAUUCCUUUUAAUAUGGCGGAGGCAGAUAUUUAUACUAUAGAAAAAGUCAUAGCUGCAAAACUUGAUGACUUUAUGUGCUGUUUGAAGGAAGUAUUUACGAAAAUGGUGGUCAAUUUCGAAAAACAAGUUCAGAUUACUUUUUUCGUACGAAAGAUGAAUCCAGUGGUAAGUACAUUAACCAUGAGCGAUCAUCCAAACUCUUAUCUCGUCCGAACUAUUUUAAAUCUGGUAUUUCCAUUUGGAAGUAUCGCUGCAAAAUUUAUCGAGUCAUUUGAAUUCGAAAUUUAUGCGUACCUUAAGAGCGAGUGUCAUGGCUUUGAGUGGACAUUAAAAAUCGAUAAGGUAGAAGAAACUGUUAUUCUGACGCUUAAGGAUGAAGAGGAUAUUAAUCGUACUGAAAUAAUGGAGAAAUCAUGUCUUCAGGGGGUGGAAAUCUGA